This is a messenger RNA of Knipowitschia caucasica, 1095 nucleotides long. The record is from the annotation of a GenBank genome assembly. Lineage: Eukaryota; Metazoa; Chordata; Actinopteri; Gobiiformes; Gobiidae.
AUGGGCCUAAAGCAAAGUCAGGGCUCGGGCGCUGGAGGAGGACAGGUCACUCAGUGUUUGGACCGAAGACCACCUCCAGCUCUGACUGAAGCACUUUACAUCUGUAGUGUCAGGGUCACUCAGUGUUUGGACCGAAGACCACCUCCAGCUCUGACUGAAGCACUGUACAUCUGUAGUGUCAGGGUCACUCAGUGUUUGGACCGAAGACCACCUCCAGCUCUGACUGAAGCACUGUACAUCUGUAGUGUCAGGCUGUCUGUGCUAACCACAGACCUGUCUGUGGUUAGCACAGACCUGUCUGUGCUAACCACAGACCUGCCUGUGCUAACCACAGACCUGUCCGUGCUAACCACAGACCUGUCCGUGCUAACCACAGACCUGUCCGUGCUAACCACAGACCUGCCCGUGCUAACCACAGACCUGCCCGUGCUAACCACUAACCUGUCCGUGCUAACCACAGACCUGUCCGUGCUAACCACAGACCUGUCCGUGCUAACCACAGACCUGUCUGUGCUAACCACAGACCUGUCCGUGCUAACCACAGACCUGCCCGUGCUAACCACUGACCUGUCCGUGCUAACCACUGACCUGUCCGUGCUAACCACAGACCUGUCCGUGCUAACCACAGACCUGUCUGUGCUAACUACUAACCUGUCCGUGCUAACCACAGACCUGUCCGUGCUAACCACAGACCUGUCCGUGCUAACCACUAACCUGUCCGUGCUAACCACAGACCUGUCCGUGCUAACCACAGACCUGUCCGUGCUAACCACUAACCUGUCCGUGCUAACCACAGACCUGUCCGUGCUAACCACAGACCUGUCCGUGCUAACCACUGACCUGUCCGUGCUAACCACAGACCUGUCCGUGCUAACCACAGACCUGUCCGUGCUAACCACAGACCUGUCCGUGCUAACCACUGACCUGUCCGUGCUAACCACUGACCUGUCCGUGCUAACCACAGACCUGCCCGUGCUAACCACAGACCUGUCCGUGCUAACCACUAACCUUUGUUUUGAAUCCAUGUCGGCACAUUAUCCCCAAGGCUCAUACCCCUCUGCCCUGCGGUCCCUGUGCUCCCUGUGCUCCCUGUGA